Messenger RNA from Verticillium dahliae VdLs.17, 405 nucleotides. RefSeq lists its product as uncharacterized. The record is from RefSeq and is a predicted model, not a curated record. The transcript has a single exon. Lineage: Eukaryota; Fungi; Ascomycota; Sordariomycetes; Glomerellales; Plectosphaerellaceae. The coding region runs from base 1 to 405 and encodes 134 amino acids.
AUGGCAGCCACUGUCGGCCUUGAAGACGAUCUUGAGAUGGAAUGCAGCAAGAUCGCUACCACUUUUGAAGAAAUUCUUGGUCUUAUAACUUACAGUCCUACUAGCAACGGCCUCCAAAGUCGUUACAAGGAUCUAGAGAUUCGUGAUAGAUUCAGAAGGCCCUCUGGCAAGUUCCGGCCGAGUUCAGUCAUCGUGGGUAUAUCGCAGUAUGUCGAAUGUCAGGCGGCCCUGCGGAGCCCCCGAGCUGGGGGUCGAUCAGAGGCUAAGGGUUACGAGAAACGUAUAUAUAAGGACUGCGGAGGGCCCUCCAGACUGCAGAGGGCCAGCAUUCAGAUGUAUUUCGACCCCCGGCCUAUAUUUUACGUACCUUCAGACCUUGCGGAGGACCUCUUCACUCUGCUCUAA